AUGACUUUAACGGGAGAAUCCACCACGUGGCCAAUCACUAACACUAUUAAACCAGCAAGAUAUUUAAUGGUUGGUUUCAAGAACUUACCAGAUUCUCAAACGAAUAACAAUAAUGUCUUUAGAGUGGCAAUGAACCAAACUCAAAAUCCUUUAAUCCAUAAAGUUCAAGUAAGAUUAAACAACGAUAAUUAUCCUAACCAACCUUUAACAAUUAAUCCAACCACAAAGGAUUAUAAUGAAUUGUAUAGAAACUAUAAAAAUAUGUGUGAAUUAUUUGGAAAUCUACCUCAGUUUGAAUAUGUAGAUUUUACACUUAAUCAUCCAAUCUUCUGUUUUGAUCUAUCAGCUCACCAAGAAGAUCUUUUCAAAACAGGAGUGAACAUAAAUACUCAUAUUGAAAAAACACAAGGAGAUGUGACAGUGGCUACUGGAAUAGCAAAAGCCGUCAACUCAAAUAAAGCAGCUGCAGUAACAGCAGCUGAAGAACGCAGACAUAAUUUAGCAAUUGAAAAGGAGGCACGAGGUUCAGGAGAGGGAGAAAUGAUAGGCACAAUAAAAGAAUUUGGAAAAAGAUUUGGGGAAGAAACCAAGAAAACUGUUAAACAAGGAUUAAAUAAAUUAGUAGAUACUGGAGAAGGAAUAUUUCUUUCAAAGUAUAAAGGAGAAGGAGUUAUUUUUGGAACAAAUUAA
Molecule: messenger RNA, 690 nt
Organism: Lottia gigantea (owl limpet)
Lineage: Eukaryota; Metazoa; Mollusca; Gastropoda; Lottiidae
Exons: 2
Coding region: 1-690 (229 amino acids)
Source: RefSeq, a predicted model, not a curated record